UCGACGAUUUUAUACUUACUCCUUGAGUCAUACGUUUUGACGUUCUAUAAAUCUAAGAGUACGUAAGAGUACGUAAGAUCAAAAUCAGUUUUUUUGCACUUGACUGGUUAUAAUAAAAAAUGAAUAGGCUUUUUGGACGUGCAAAACCAAAAGAGCCAUCUCCAAGCAUUACCGAUUGUAUUGCUGGUGUGGACAGUAGAGCAGAUUCAGCUGAAAAGAAAAUAGCACGUUUAGAUGCCGAACUAAAAAAAUACAAAGAUCAAAUGGUCAAAAUGAGAGAAGGCCCAGCAAAGAAUGCUGUCAAAGCUAAAGCCAUGCGUGUUCUUAAACAGAGGAAAAUGUAUGAAGCACAAGUAGAUAACUUACGUCAACAAGCAUUCAAUAUGGAACAAGCAAAUUAUGCUACACAAACAUUAAAAGAUACUCAAGCAACAGUGGUUGCAAUGAAGGAUGGCGUUAAACAAAUGCAAAGAGAAUUUAAAAAUAUAAAUAUAGAUGACAUCGAGGAUUUACAAGAUAAUUUGGCUGAUAUGUUGGAACAAGCUGAUGAAGUACAAGAAGCAAUGGGUCGUAGCUAUGGAAUGCCAGAUAUUGAUGAAGAUGAACUUGCCGCUGAAUUAGAUGCUCUUGGUGAUGAGAUUGCUUUAGAUGAGGAUACAUCUUACUUAGAUGAUGCGAUCAAAGCACCUAAUGCUCCUGAUAAGGAGCCAGGUUCUAGUUCUGUUAGGAACAAGGAUGGUGUGUUGGUGGAUGAAUUUGGAUUACCCCAAAUUCCAGCUAGUUAAUUCAUUAUGUUAAAUUUAACGCAUAAAUAAGUGAUACGUUAAUGUUGAUUAUGGUCUCCAAAGACAAGUAGCUUAUAUAAUAUAAAUAUGC
Molecule: messenger RNA, 876 nt
Organism: Vespa crabro (European hornet)
Lineage: Eukaryota; Metazoa; Arthropoda; Insecta; Hymenoptera; Vespidae
Gene: Vps60
Product: charged multivesicular body protein 5
Exons: 4
Coding region: 120-785 (221 amino acids)
Biological process (GO): vesicle budding from membrane; late endosome to vacuole transport via multivesicular body sorting pathway
Cellular component (GO): multivesicular body
Source: RefSeq, a predicted model, not a curated record